Messenger RNA from Lichtheimia ornata, 414 nucleotides. RefSeq lists its product as uncharacterized. The record is from RefSeq and is a predicted model, not a curated record. Bases 1 to 414 code for a protein of 137 amino acids. NCBI's taxonomy places the organism in Eukaryota, Fungi, Mucoromycota, Mucoromycetes, Mucorales, Lichtheimiaceae. The transcript is spliced from 3 exons.
AUGUACAGCGUUCAUUGGGGUGCACAUGUGGUCAAUGGCGACACUUUCCAGUUCCAGACAUUCAACAGCAAGUACGCGCGCGAUCUGCCCAUGACUCAUGCUUCCAUUGCAAUACAACAUUUUACUAUUCUCGCGUUUAUACGAGAUCCAAAGGGGGCGUCAUGUGUCGUGUGUAUGCUUUCCAUGGUUGUCGUCAGGGAGGGUCGCAACCUAUUGUUACUAUGGCUUGGACACGUUGGAUUAUGGUACCUGUGGCAGCAACAGGAUACGGAUCUCAAAGCAAGAAUGCUGUAUGGUUGGCUCAAUGGUAUGCGUGGUAUUCGAUCUACAAAGCAAAUCAUGUUAAUUAACGAGCCUUGCAAUGACACAGCAGCAGCACCUACUGGAUGGCAUGGACAUACGGUUUCUAUUUGA